CUUAAAGUUGACAAGAAAACCGCACAGAAGGCACGGAUGUGCUGGAGUUUAGUCUGGUGAAUGUCUCAUUCUAUUCUGACAUUACAUUUAUACUCAUGGUUUAUGUUGGAUAUCGGACUUCAUUAUUGAAAUACCUUAAUAUCGGGCCGUCCAUACCGUAACCAGCAGGCUGAAAGUCAUCCCUUGAGUUCCCAGGGAUCGGUCAGCCUGCUCUGAUGAAGGAACAGCAGGAUGGAGACCUCUUCCAAGAGGACUCCCGUCACGACAAUGGGGACAUUCAGACAAACCAUUACAGCUCCAUCUCACCUCCCUCCUCACCAGUGGACACAGAAGAGCCCUUUUCCACUUACUUUGAAGAGAAGGUGGCCAUUCCUGAUAAUGUCAACCAGGUGUUCAGUUUCCGGAAACUUUGGGCUUUCACAGGGCCUGGGUUCUUGAUGAGCAUCGCUUACUUGGAUCCAGGGAACAUUGAGUCUGACCUGCAGUCUGGAGCUAAGGCCGGAUUUAAGCUCCUAUGGGUUCUUUUGGGAGCCACUAUCAUUGGGCUGCUUUUGCAGAGGUUGGCAGCACGUCUGGGUGUCGUCACAGGGAUGCACUUGGCUGAAGUCUGCAACCGGCAGUAUCCCACCGUUCCACGAAUAAUCCUGUGGCUGAUGGUGGAGUUGGCGAUUAUUGGUUCAGACAUGCAGGAGGUGAUUGGCUGUGCGAUUGCUCUCAAUCUCCUCUCUGUAGGAAGGAUUCCUUUAUGGGCCGGAGUUCUCAUUACCAUCACAGACACAUUUGUGUUCCUCUUUUUGGACAAAUAUGGUCUGCGGAAACUGGAAGCUUUCUUUGGCUUUCUCAUCACCGUCAUGGCAAUAAGUUUUGGCUACGAGUAUGUGCUGGUGAAACCGGACCAGGGGGAGGUGCUGAAGGGCAUGUUUCUGCCCUACUGUGAAGGAUGUGGUCCGUUGCAGCUGGAGCAGGCUGUUGGUAUCGUAGGCGCCGUCAUCAUGCCACACAACAUCUACCUGCACUCUGCUCUUGUCAAAUCUCGAGAGAUCGACCGUCGAAAUAAGAAGGAAGUAAAAGAAGCCAACAAGUAUUUCUUCAUCGAGUCGUCCAUCGCGCUCUUCAUCUCCUUCCUCAUCAAUGUGUUCGUCGUGGCCGUCUUUGCCGAGGCCUUCUACAAUAGAACCAACAUGGAUGUCAACACUGAGUGUAGUAAUACCAGCAUUCCUCACAAAGAUCUCUUUCCUCCUAACAACGGCACACUGGAGGUGGAUAUCUACAAAGGGGGCGUGGUUCUCGGCUGUUUCUUUGGCCCAGCUGCACUCUACAUCUGGGCUAUUGGGAUCCUUGCAGCGGGGCAGAGCUCUACCAUGACGGGCACCUACUCUGGCCAGUUUGUCAUGGAGGGUUUCUUAAACCUGCGCUGGUCCCGCUUUGCGCGAGUACUGCUCACCCGUUCCAUUGCCAUCACACCGACGCUGCUGGUUGCCAUUUUCCAGGAUGUGCAGCAUCUGACUGGGAUGAACGACUUCCUCAAUGUGUUGCAGAGCAUGCAGCUUCCUUUUGCUUUGAUCCCAAUCCUGACCUUCACCAGUCUGACGUCUAUCAUGAAUGACUUUGCAAAUGGACUGGUGUGGAAGAUCUGUGGUGGUGUCCUGGUCUUGGUGGUGUGUGCCAUCAACAUGUACUUUGUGGUGGUUUACGUCACCUCCCUACACAGUGUGGUGCUCUACGUGCUGGUGGCGCUUCUCUCCGUGGCCUAUCUGUGCUUUGUUUGCUACCUGGUGUGGCACUGUUUGGUCGCCCUGGGGGUCUCCUGUCUGGACUUUGGCAGCAGGAUGGGGCUGAGCCGCCACACGGACAUUUAUUUACUGACCGACAUGAACGUGGACAGUUUUUACGAGAGAUAGAAGAACGCUGACGGGCACCACUGGAGAAUGGCCAGUAUAUGUUUGCAUCUUCACCUCCGGGUGCCUUCUGUUUCCAAGUGUCCUUAAAGGGCCUCGUGCUCUUGUUUUUCCAACAAAGUGCCUCUGCAGGACCGUCUCUUGUCUUUCAAACGGCACAAAAACUCAGCUCAGAGAUUAGUAUCAAGUCAUACCGAGAAGCGCGUGCAACAAGUUCAUUAAAGAAUUACACAGAUGAAAAACAAAAACGUGUUUUAUUAUGUAGUUAAUGUUUGAAAAACAUGAAAAAUAUAUGGAAAAUUAUAAACAUCUCAAGUUAUUUAUGUAUGUAACGUUUUUUGGGUACUUUCUAACGCCAGGGUACGUAUAAUUCCAGGCCAUGCUUGUGAGAAUUUACUGUGGAAAGCAGCUCUACAUAAUUUAAUGUUUUUUGAGCAUUGCACCUUGGUAAUAUAUUCACAAAUUUAUGCUCUUAGUGCACUUAUUUAUGAUUGUAUGUCCAUAUUUUUUGUAGUGUCGUGCUGAAAAACGUGUGUGAUGACUAUGAGAAAAUAAAGUUUGGCAUUAUUACAUUAAUUAAUAUGCUGCUGUAAACCCGUCAAUUAUAUUCCUUGCCUUACGUUGCACCGUGAAGGACCAGGUCUUGACUUUACAAUGUCAUAAUAUGAAUGUGACAUGGCAACAAACAUAAUCACAUCCAUGCAUAUAUUAUGAAGCUAUAUUUAGCGGCUAAUAAUCAGCUGCAUGUACAUUACAUCAUGUUUUCUACUUCUAGUGCCGUGGUGUUCACCUAUUUGCCUCUAACAUUGAUAAAGCAUAAAACCAGAAAAAAACAUUGUGCUGCUUUCACUUCUGAACCAAAUUGUUGACAUUUGUCUUGAUUUUUUUUUAAUGUAUUUUUGUUUCUUCCCUGUUUGCUCGAAAAGUUGUUUUCAUUGUUUAUAUUUAUAUAUAUAUAUAUACACACACAUAUAUAUAUGUGUGUAUGUGUAUAUAUUGAAUAUUAUAUAU
Molecule: messenger RNA, 2909 nt
Organism: Nerophis lumbriciformis (worm pipefish)
Lineage: Eukaryota; Metazoa; Chordata; Actinopteri; Syngnathiformes; Syngnathidae
Gene: slc11a2
Product: solute carrier family 11 member 2
Biological process (GO): iron ion transmembrane transport; manganese ion transport
Cellular component (GO): plasma membrane; lysosomal membrane; endosome membrane
Molecular function (GO): manganese ion transmembrane transporter activity; cadmium ion transmembrane transporter activity; iron ion transmembrane transporter activity
Source: RefSeq, a predicted model, not a curated record